CCGUUACGUUUGUACCAUCAUGGUAUCAGAGGAAACAUCGACAAUGGCGGAUGCUAACAUGCUUUUCAUGAUGGAGUCGCCACCGUCAGGACCUCGCAUUUCCUUCUCCGCCGACUUGUCAUCAUCAGACAGCGAGGGAAAUUACAUCUGCAUCAACCCGAAGAAUCUCUUACCGGGAAAACAAGAACAAGACAAGAGCUCAUCGAAAGCCGGAGACUUUGAGUUUCUAUCGAAUACUCAAACAAUGCUCACCGCCGACGAGUUGUUCUCCGAAGGAAAGUUUCUUCCUUUCCGGCACGUCAAGCAUUCAGAGAAGCUUCAAAACGUUACAUUGAAAACAAAAGCCGAAGAACAAGAACAAGAAAAAGAAGACGGUGAAGUAGUGAAAGAGGAGACUGUUAAUAACAGCAACAGAGGAAGCUGGUUUCUUGACGACGACCCUUCUCCUCGUCCACCAAAGUGCACUGUGCUGUGGAAAGAGCUUUUGCGGCUAAAGAAACAGAGGAACAACGCGAAGGCAUCGUCUCUCUCGCCGUCGUCUUCUUCGAGCUCGACUUCGUCUUCUUCCAGCUCGAUCGGGGACGCGGUGAAGAAGGAGGAGAGAGAGAAGAGAGGUAAGAAAGGGUUAGAGAGGACGAGAUCUCUGACUAUGAGGAUAAGACCGAUGAUUCAUGUUCCUGUCUGUACACCACCUUCUAAGCCUCCUCUGUUUCCUCUGAGGCUUCACACAACCAAAGUAGAGAGACGAACUUGAUGAUGACUGUAUUGUGAUUAAAUGGAUUGUGUGUUUUGUUGAGCUUUUUGUGAUUGAGAUCUGAUGUGUGUUGACAUUGUAUAAAUGUGAAUGACAU
Messenger RNA from Brassica oleracea var. oleracea, 851 nucleotides. RefSeq lists its product as uncharacterized. The record is from RefSeq and is a predicted model, not a curated record. NCBI's taxonomy places the organism in Eukaryota, Viridiplantae, Streptophyta, Magnoliopsida, Brassicales, Brassicaceae. The coding region runs from base 20 to 754 and encodes 244 amino acids. The transcript has a single exon.